Messenger RNA from Bipolaris zeicola 26-R-13, 231 nucleotides. RefSeq lists its product as uncharacterized. The coding region runs from base 1 to 231 and encodes 76 amino acids. The transcript has a single exon. Lineage: Eukaryota; Fungi; Ascomycota; Dothideomycetes; Pleosporales; Pleosporaceae. The record is from RefSeq and is a predicted model, not a curated record.
AUGGAGCCCAAAGGGUCUGUUCCUGAGUGGUGGACAGGGCCUAAACGGCUACUACGCGUGGGCACUAACCAAGAUGCCGUGCCUACCGACUGGUUCCUGGGCGAAGAAGCAACGACACGACCCCACGAGUUGCCACGCAAAACAAGAAACAAGAGGCCGCCUUCGGGCAUCACUGAGUUGUUUUUUGAUUUCAUCAGGCAGCGUCUGGCGGCCAUGGUUCAUGGGUUAUAG